GCAAAGCACACCCGAGUCCACCGCCGCUCGCCGAUCGCCGAUCGCCGUCGCUAAUGGCGUUCCCCCGUCGUCUCCCUCGCCUUCCCACGGCCACCGCUGCCACCAAGCGGUCGGCUGGAACUCUCGCCAUCGAACUCGGAGGAAUCGGCGCGAGACCCUCAACGGCCGCCCUGGCUGCAGCCGCUACGGCCGCCGCCGCCGCCGGCCGCGCCUCCGAGUGCCAGUCCCUCCUCCUGCGCAUGUCCCGCCGCCGCGGAGCCUCCCGCCACGAUAUCGUGUCCUCCCUCCUCGCCUCAUCCUCCCCCACCACCCCACAGACGCAGGUCUUCGACCUCCUCAUCCGCACCUACACCCAGUCCCGCAAGCCCCGGGAGGCCUUUGAGGCCUUCCGCCUCCUCCUCGACCACCGCGUCCCCAUCCCGGCCUCCGCAUCCAACGCCCUCCUCGCCGCACUCUCGCGGGCCGGGUGGCCUCACCUCACCGCGGAGGCCUACCGCCUCGUCCUCUCGUCCAACUCCGAGGUAAACGCCUACACGCUUAACAUCAUGGUCCACAACUACUGUAAAACCUUAGAGUUCGAUAAGGUUGACACCGUCAUCUUCGAGAUGGAGAAGAGAUGCGUAUUUCCGGAUGUGGUUACACAUAAUGUGAUGAUUGAUGCCAGGUUUCGUGCCGGAGAUGUGGAUGCAGCAAUGGCAUUGGUCGAUUCGAUGGCUAAUAAGGGGCUGAAGCCUGGCAUCGUGACAUACAAUUCAGUGUUGAAGGGUCUGUGCACACAUAGGAGGUUGGAUAAAGCAAGGGAGGUGUUCAGAGCAAUGAAUCAGUGUGGUGUUGCAGCUGACAUUCGGAGUUUCAAUAUUUUGAUUGGGGGAUUUUGCAGAGUUGGGGAGGUUGAGGAGGCAGUGAAGUUUUACAAGGAGAUGCGACAGCAUGGUGUUACACCAGAUAUGGUCAGCUUUAGCUGCUUGGUUGGAUUGUUCUCAAGAAGGGGGAAGAUGGAUCGUGCAGCAGAAUACUUGCGGGAAAUGAGGGUUUUCGGUUUGGUUCCUGAUGGUGUGAUUUACACAAUGGUCAUAGGUGGGUUUUGUAGGUCUGGGUCAAUGUCUGAGGCUCUGAGAGUUAGGGAUGAGAUGGUUGGAUGUGGAUGUCUACCAGAUGUGGUAACUUACAAUACCCUGUUGAGUGGGCUUUGUAAGCACCACAGGUUGCUUGAUGCUGAGGAGCUUUUGAAUGAGAUGAAGGAGAGAGGGAUUACACCAGAUUUAUGCACUUUCACAACUUUGAUUCACGGAUAUUGUAGGGAGGGUAAUAUAGAGAAAGCAUUGCAAUUGUUUGACACAUUGUUGCAGCAGCGCUUGAGGCCAGAUGUUGUGACAUACAAUAGUCUUAUUGAUGGGAUGUGCAGAAAAGGUGAUCUGGCCAAAGCUAAUGAGCUAUGGGAUGAUAUGCAUGCUAGAGAAAUCUUCCCCAAUCAUGUUACCUACAGCAUCUUGAUAGACAGCCACUGUGAGAAGGGACAAGUUGAAGCAGCAUUCAGUUUUUUGGAUGAAAUGGUUAAUAAAGGCAUUGUACCAAACAUCAUGACCUACAAUUCCAUUAUCAAGGGUUAUUGCCGGUCAGGUAAUGUAAGAAAGGGGCAGCAGUUCUUGCAAAAAAUGAGGCAAGACAACAUACUGCCAGAUUUAGUUACUUUCAACACCUUGAUCCAUGGUUAUAUUAAAGAAGAAAAUAUGGGCGAAGCUUUCAAUGUGUUUAAGAUAAUGGAGAAGGAAAUGGUACAGCCAGAUGUUGUCACAUAUAAUAUGCUAAUAAACGGGUAUUCUGAACAUGGCAAUGUGCAAGAAGCCGGUUGGGUUUUUAAGAAAAUGGGUGCUAGAGGAAUUGAACCUGAUAGAUAUACAUACAUGUCUAUGAUAAAUGGACAUGUUGCAGCUGGCAACUCGAAGGAAGCAUUUCAGCUUCAUGAUGAAAUGAUCCAUAGAGGAUUUGCUCCUGAUGAUAAAUUCUGAGAAGUACUGGUAAUGGUACUGUACUCUUGCCAGUGUCUACUGUGAAUUUGAUGAGGUGUUGAGGGAGCAGAUCCAGAGAAAUGGGAAAGCACUGGAACUUCAUUACUUGGUCUUGGUGAGAGAGACAGAUACGACACAAAGUAGCCAAGUAGGUAAUGCCCGAGCUGCAACAAUGGUCUACAGAUUCCACUAUAUGGCUAAGCAAAAACCGCUGCACAGAAAAGAUAGAAAAUUGGCUGGGGUACUAAAUAUGUCCGCUCCCUUCAGUCUGAGCUCCAGAAGAGCAGCCAAAAGAACAUUGAAUGGGAAAAAAUGAAUAAAAGAACAUUGUAUCAAAACUGUACAUGCCUUGAAGAAAUCUUCAUGGGUGUGGGCAUCUUCCUCCAGGAUUAUUGGGAUCAAAUGUGCAGCCCGAUGCACCAGGCAUUGAUGAUGUCAAGGACGCCGAUCCUCCUGCUUGUGGCCUUGAUUUCUCUCUCAGAACCCGGAAUGCAGCGAUGGUGGUGGCUUGUGCGCUCAGGACUAGGAUGAGAAUAAGAAUCAAAGGCAGUGCUUGUUUUCUUUGGUACAACAUAGACGACAUUCUGGUAUCUUCUGAAGUUUUGUAGUAUCAAAAGUGAGCUUCGAAGCUCACGGUUGGUAAGGCUAUAUAGGAGCAUGUGCUUAACACUCCGCGUUUGGUUUCCUUGAGGCUCACGGUUUCGACGCGUUCAACAGUUCUGGCAUGUGGAAUAUUAGCAAAGGUUGACCGCUGCAAGAGCCGUCGACUCGCCGGAACGAGCUCACAGAAGGAACAAACUUCCACAGUUGUAUUUCUGAAGUAAGAUAAGAUCAAUACUUACUGUUUGUGACGCUAUUAAGUUUUUUUUUUGCAAGAUUUUUUCCAUAAAAAAAUUGCACUAGAUUUUCAGUCUUC
Panicum virgatum (switchgrass) is the source of this 2925-nucleotide messenger RNA. RefSeq names its product pentatricopeptide repeat-containing protein At5g01110-like. The transcript is spliced from 3 exons. Gene Ontology annotation, molecular function: protein binding. The coding region runs from base 54 to 2009 and encodes 651 amino acids. The record is from RefSeq and is a predicted model, not a curated record. NCBI's taxonomy places the organism in Eukaryota, Viridiplantae, Streptophyta, Magnoliopsida, Poales, Poaceae.